Molecule: messenger RNA, 453 nt
Organism: Cylicocyclus nassatus
Lineage: Eukaryota; Metazoa; Nematoda; Chromadorea; Rhabditida; Strongylidae
Source: the annotation of a GenBank genome assembly
AUGGCACCUAAAGACAUGAAUUAUAUCGACACAUUGGGAUCAAAGCUCACUGGUUUUUAUGAUAAGAAUGCGAGGGGUGUGACAGUUAUCCUGCAAGAUAGAGUCAAGCGACAAACGCAGACUUUUACUAGGACUGUCACUAGAACAAGAGGAGACAGUGGUCGCACUCUGACAACUAUCACCGGCGAUGGUGAUUUUGGAUUUCUUUUUGAUAAUAACGGUGACUUCUUCAAUCACUUUUCCGGCUUCAAUGGCCUCAGUGGCUUUGGUGACUCCGGUAACUUCGGCGGAAUUAACAGCAUUUUUGGACGCUUAAGUAUGGGUGAUCUUGGAGGAAUGGAAGGUUUUAAUGAUCUGGGCGGCAACAAUGGUGGCGGACUUGGAGGGGAAGAAGGCGUCUCGAAGUCUCUUUUAGGAGAUGGAGGCUCAAGCACCGGGGAAUGGCGCGACUGA